AUGGCGGGAGAUAUAGUGGCGUAUCUGCAAGUAAAACUAGCUGGUCGAGACACUGAGGAUACUCGGUCGGGCAUUGAAAUAUACGGGAGCGAACAGUUCUAUCUCGGGAGGCAGUUUUCUGCGUGCCGACGGUCAUGGCCGGACCCCGUGAUAUCUAACCGACAUCUCCGAAUUCACUGCAUCCUGUACGAACAGGAUCCGGUUUCGGGAAUACCACCAUUUGUCUAUGCCACCGAUCUGUCAACUAACGGGACGUACUUGAAGAAAGCUAAUUCAGAAUGUGCAAGCUCGCAGAGCGGGGGCAUCCGUAUGACCCGCAACAGUGCGUUUCUCCUGGACGAUGGAGAUGAACUACGCUUAUCGGACUCGGUCACGCUGGUCUAUCGGUCAGUUACACCAGUCCGGGAGGAGGUUCUAACGCCCGUCCAGCAGCGAGAGAGGCAGAUGUUUGCUCGUCGUUACCUCAUUACCGGUCGUGUUCUCGGAGCUGGUGGAUUCGGUAAAGUCAUGGUCGGCUAUCAUCAAAAGACACAGCGCCAAGUUGCUUGCAAGAUAAUUGACCUCCGACGCAUAUGGCCAAAGCAGCCGCCCUCUCGACUGCGAUAUCCAUCAAAAUACCAUGAGCAAUCACAAGGCAACAACGGGGCGCACACCUCACACUUGCCUGACAGGGUGAAGAAGUGCUUUCGUGAGUUUGAAAUUCUGAAGGAUUUGAGUCACCCAAAUGUAAUUGCAAUUGAGAAGGUGUUCUGGAGUAACGACACUAUAUACAUUUUCCAAGAUCUUGUCUCCGGCGGCGACCUCUUCUCGUAUCUGGAGUAUAAAGGCGGCAAGCUCAAUGACAUGGAAACUGCUGUCAUCAUCAGACAGGUCCUCAAGGGCGUCGAGUAUCUGCAUGGCCAGUCCAUUGUACACCGGGAUCUAAAACCUGACAACAUACUAAUGACCUCUCUUGACGACGGAUGUCGCAUAGUGAUCAGCGAUUUCGGCAACGCCAGGUACCUGCCUGGCCACCCAACAGACUUAUGUAUCAGCUCGACCGCAAACAACCGUCGAAUGCUUUCCUACGCAGGGACAAUGGAGUACGCCGCUCCCGAAAUACACAAGAAAAACAAAAGCAUCCCAGCCGGUGCAGGCUAUUCCAUGGCCGUGGAUAUGUGGUCUAUCGGUGCUAUUACAGGCACACUACUAUCUGGCGAUGUCAUUUUCGCUCCUCCAGGUUGUCCGCGCUCCGAUCCAAUGUAUUGCGAAGCUCUCCUGGAUGUAGCUGCUAGAUGCGACCUUAGUUUCCUGCAGGAUAACACUCACCCAGUCUGGCGAAAUGUGGGACCAAGGCCGAAAGAUUUUAUCAGAAAUCUUCUGGUGCUACAAGAAGAUCGUCGUAUGACCGCGACACAGGCACUGACCCAUCCCUGGUUCUCCAACAGUUAUCAUGCUGCCGCAUUCGAUGCGCUUUACGAGAAGUCUGUACGAGAUUGGCAAGCACGCAGAUCGAACUGCGGGUUGGUCGAACCUGUCGCGGUGACUGGUCACCUACCGCAAUCAAGAUCGAAGCGUCCUCUUCUAACAAAGGAUGUAUUAUCUCGCCACUUCAGACGUCGUCGCGGGUCUUCCACUCACAAGUCUAAUAGACAGGUCGCCGCUUCUCAACUAAGGCGAGCAAAUUCGCCGCUGCCAUCUCUACCGGAGUCACACGAGGAGGAAUGCGCCCAGAGGCUACCGCAGGUUCCAGACUCUUAUCACCAUAUCCAGAGUGUUUGUGCAAACCAACAACUUUCCAAGCAGUCUGCGGAGCAGUACUCUCUCCCCCUCAGAAUCUCGGCCAGGUACAUGUCUCAUGGAAUGAGAAACGAUCCACCAGGUAGCUGUCACCAAGUUGACGAGAUCAUGUCCACUGAGUGGUGCUCCGAGUACAACUUCUCAGUGCCUGCGCCUCCACCUGAAACCCCAAGUGAAGAGGAUCCAGUUCUUGUUCCCGAAACACCGGUGCACCGUCGUAAGAGAGACCGAAGAACAUUUGCGCCUGAUGCCCUUUCUGAUAACAGCAAAACCGUUAACGAACAUGAAGAAGUCCAGGACGCUCGAGAGUCAACCGUAUACUUCGCAAAUCUGACAAAGCGUAGAAGACUGCGCUGUACACCAGCAUAA
This is a messenger RNA of Westerdykella ornata, 2148 nucleotides long. RefSeq names its product kinase-like protein. The transcript is spliced from 7 exons. Gene Ontology annotation, molecular function: ATP binding; protein serine/threonine kinase activity; protein binding. The coding region runs from base 1 to 2148 and encodes 715 amino acids. Gene Ontology annotation, cellular component: cytoplasm; nucleus. Lineage: Eukaryota; Fungi; Ascomycota; Dothideomycetes; Pleosporales; Sporormiaceae. The record is from RefSeq and is a predicted model, not a curated record. Gene Ontology annotation, biological process: meiotic recombination checkpoint signaling; protein phosphorylation.